Messenger RNA from Achroia grisella, 7110 nucleotides. RefSeq names its product clathrin heavy chain (gene Chc). Gene Ontology annotation, biological process: intracellular protein transport; receptor-mediated endocytosis. Gene Ontology annotation, cellular component: clathrin-coated endocytic vesicle; clathrin complex; clathrin coat of coated pit. The transcript is spliced from 29 exons. The record is from RefSeq and is a predicted model, not a curated record. The coding region runs from base 182 to 5230 and encodes 1682 amino acids. NCBI's taxonomy places the organism in Eukaryota, Metazoa, Arthropoda, Insecta, Lepidoptera, Pyralidae. Gene Ontology annotation, molecular function: clathrin light chain binding; structural molecule activity.
UUCAUUCAUUGUAUAUGUGGCAAACUACUCCAUUAUUACAUUAUUCGUCAUAUUUCUCAGAAUUAGAACAAAUACCAACCCCCUUUCUUUCUUAAUGUAGAAUUCAAUAGAUUUACACCGCGAUUUUCUAGAGUCGCAUUUGGUCCUAUUCAGUGUAGUUGUCACGGUAAAUUGAAUAAUUAUGGCGCAAGUUUUACCUAUACGUUUCCAAGAGCAUUUACAGCUCACAAAUGUGGGCAUCAAUCCAGCAUCAAUAUCAUUCAACACACUCACCAUGGAAUCGGAUAAGUUCAUCUGUGUCCGUGAGAAGGUUGGCGAGACUGCAGAGGUGGUCAUCAUUGAUAUGGCGGAUCCCACCAAUCCUAUCCGCAGGCCAAUCAGUGCUGAUUCUGCUAUCAUGAACCCAGCUAGCAAGGUCAUCGCACUUAAGGGGAAGGCUGGAGUAGAAGCUCAAAAAACGCUCCAAAUCUUCAACAUUGAGAUGAAGUCGAAGAUGAAGGCACACACCAUGACUGAAGAUGUGGUCUUUUGGAAAUGGAUCUCCCUGAACACGCUGGCACUGGUAACCAAGAUGUCUGUGUACCAUUGGUCCAUGGAAGGGGACUCCACGCCCGUCAAAAUGUUCGACAGGCAUUCAUCGCUCGCCGACUGCCAAAUCAUCAAUUACCGGACUGAUCCGAAGCAGCAGUGGUUGUUGCUAGUUGGUAUUUCGGCACAACAAAACCGCGUAGUAGGUGCAAUGCAACUCUAUUCAGUAGAGCGCAAGUGUUCGCAGCCCAUCGAAGGUCACGCAGCUUCGUUCGCUACCUUCAAAGCCGAAGGCAAUGCAGAGCCCUCAACACUUUUCUGUUUCGCUGUCAGAACGGCGCAAGGUGGAAAGCUACAUAUCAUUGAGGUGGGCCAGACCCCUUCGGGUAAUCAACCCUUUCCCAAGAAAGCUGUCGAUGUGUUUUUCCCGGCCGAAGCUCAGAACGACUUUCCAGUUGCCAUGCAAGUCUCCCCGAAGUAUGAUGUGAUAUAUUUGAUCACUAAGUAUGGUUACAUCCAUAUGUACGAUAUCGAAACCGGAACAUGCAUCUACAUGAACCGCAUUUCAUCUGAUACCAUAUUCGUGACCGCGCCCCAUGAAGCAACCGGCGGUAUUAUUGGUGUGAACCGCAAAGGACAAGUCCUGUCAGUAACAGUAGAAGAGGACUCCAUAGUGCCGUAUAUAAACACGGUGCUACAGAAUCCCGAGCUGGCUUUGCGUCUGGCGGUCCGCAACAAUCUUGCCGGAGCUGAGGAGCUGUUUGUGAGGAAAUUCAACAUGCUUUUCACCAAUGGACAGUACGGCGAGGCCGCUAAGGUAGCAGCAAUGGCUCCCCGUGGUAUACUCCGGACACCCCAAACCAUCCAGCGAUUCCAGCAGGUGCCAACACAACCAGGGCAGACUUCACCACUGUUGCAGUACUUCGGUAUACUGCUCGACCAGGCGCAACUUAACAAGUUCGAGUCACUCGAGCUGUGCCGCCCAGUGCUGCUACAAGGCCGUAAACAACUGCUUGAGAAAUGGCUGAAGGAGGAAAAGUUGGAAUGUUCUGAAGAACUGGGUGAUUUGGUGAAGCAGGUUGAUCCGACGCUCGCACUUUCCGUAUAUCUGCGUGCUAAUGUAGCCAGCAAAGUGAUACAAUGCUUUGCCGAGACUGGCCAGUUCCAGAAGAUCGUCUUGUAUGCUAAGAAGGUUGGCUACACACCUGAUUAUAUUUUCCUGCUCCGCUCCGUCAUGCGUACGAACCCGGAGCAAGGCGCUGGAUUCGCGGGCAUGCUGGUCGCCGAAGAGCCUCCCUUAGCCGACAUCAAUCAGAUAGUAGAUGUGUUCAUGGAACAAAACAUGGUGCAGCAAUGUACUGCAUUCCUACUGGACGCUCUCAAGAAUAACAGACCCGAAGAAGGACCACUCCAAACUAGAUUGCUGGAAAUGAACCUUAUGUCGGCGCCUCAGGUGGCAGAUGCGAUCCUUGGUAACGCGAUGUUUACUCAUUACGACCGCGCGCACGUCGCGCAACUGUGCGAGAAGGCUGGACUGCUGCAACGAGCGCUCGAGCAUUACACCGAUCUCUACGACAUCAAACGUGCAGUUGUGCACACCCACUUGCUGUCUGCUGAUUGGCUGGUCACAUACUUCGGAAGUCUGUCUGUUGAAGACUCCCUUGAGUGUUUGAAGGCCAUGCUGCAAGCCAACAUUCGUCAGAAUUUGCAGAUCUGCGUCCAAAUUGCCACGAAAUAUCAUGAGCAACUCACUACCAAGGCUCUGAUUGAGCUGUUUGAAAGCUUCAAGACUUAUGAGGGGCUAUUCUACUUCCUCGGAUCAAUUGUUAACUUCAGCCAGGAUUCGGAAGUCCACUUCAAAUAUAUUCAGGCUGCGUGUAAGACUGGCCAGAUCAAGGAAGUGGAACGUAUAUGUCGCGAAUCGAACUGCUACAACGCGGAGCGAGUGAAGAAUUUCCUCAAAGAGGCUAAGUUGCCCGACCAACUUCCUCUUAUAAUCGUUUGCGAUCGCUUCGACUUCGUGCACGAUCUUGUACUUUACCUUUACAGGAACAGCCUGCAGAAGUAUAUUGAGAUUUACGUACAGAAGGUGAACCCCUCCCGCCUUCCCGUGGUCGUCGGUGGUCUACUAGAUGUAGACUGUGCUGAGGAUAUAAUCAAGAACCUGAUAUUGGUGGUGCGUGGACAGUUCUCCACUGAUGAACUUGUUGCAGAAGUUGAAAAGAGGAAUAGGCUAAAACUUCUGCUGCCGUGGUUGGAGACGCGCGUGCAUGAGGGAUGCAAUGAGCCGGCCACACAUAAUGCACUCGCUAAAAUUUACAUCGAUUCUAACAAUAACCCAGAACGAUUCCUCAAGGAAAACCAAUGGUACGACUCACGCGUGGUGGGCCGCUACUGCGAGAAGCGCGAUCCUCACCUGGCAUGCGUAGCCUACGAGCGCGGGCAGUGCGAUCGCGAGCUGAUCGCCGUCUGCAACGACAACUCACUGUUCAAGACGCAGGCGCGGUACCUCGUACGCCGCCGCGACCAAGACCUCUGGCUCGAAGUGCUUAACGAGGAGAAUCCUUACAAGCGGCAACUCAUUGAUCAGGUAGUCCAAACCGCGCUCUCCGAGACACAAGACCCUGAAGAUAUAUCAGUUACAGUGAAGGCAUUCAUGACAGCAGACUUGCCAAAUGAACUGAUUGAAUUGCUCGAGAAGAUUGUUCUUGACAACUCUGUAUUUUCUGACCACAGGAAUUUGCAGAAUCUUCUUAUUCUGACAGCGAUAAAGGCCGACCGCACGCGUGUGAUGGAAUACAUAAACCGUUUGGACAACUAUGAUGCCCCAGACAUUGCCAACAUAGCUAUCAACAAUGAACUUUAUGAGGAGGCUUUCGCUAUAUUCAAGAAGUUUGAUGUCAACACUUCUGCCAUUCAGGUGUUGAUUGAGCAAGUGAAAGAUUUGGAGCGUGCUUACGAGUUCGCGGAGCGUUGCAACGAGCCCGGCGUGUGGUCGCAGCUGGCAAAGGCACAAUUGCAGCAGGGACUUGUGAAGGAAGCGAUCGACUCUUAUAUUAAAGCCGAUGAUCCAUCUGCGUACAUGGAUGUCGUAGCCACCGCCACUAAGCAGCAAUCCUGGGAAGACCUCGUGCGGUAUUUGCAGAUGGCCCGCAAGAAAGCUCGCGAAUCUUACAUUGAGUCUGAGUUGAUAUACGCAUACGCCCGGACUGGCCGCCUCGCGGACUUGGAGGAGUUCAUCUCGGGGCCCAAUCAUGCAGACAUACAGAAAAUCGGAGACCGGUGCUUCGAUGACAAAAUGUACAAUGCUGCUAAACUGUUGUACAACAACGUCAGCAACUUUGCAAGGCUCGCCAUCACACUUGUACACCUUAAAGAAUUUCAAGGCGCGGUGGACAGUGCGCGCAAAGCGAACUCGACUCGCACGUGGAAAGAGGUGUGCUUCGCUUGCGUGGACGCCGGCGAGUUCCGUCUCGCUCAGAUGUGCGGCCUGCACAUCGUCGUACACGCGGACGAACUCGAGGACCUCAUCAACUAUUACCAGGACCGAGGUCACUUCGACGAGCUAAUCAGUCUACUAGAGGCGGCGCUGGGUCUGGAGCGCGCGCACAUGGGCAUGUUCACGGAGCUGGCUAUCCUCUACUCCAAGUACAAACCUGCCAAGAUGCGUGAACACCUCGAACUGUUCUGGUCACGAGUCAAUAUACCUAAGGUGUUACGCGCAGCGGAACAUGCUCAUCUGUGGUCGGAGCUAGUAUUCCUGUACGAUAAAUAUGAAGAGUACGAUAACGCUGCGCUCACAAUGAUGCAGCACCCUACUGAGGCGUGGCGCGAGGGACACUUCAAAGACAUCAUCACUAAGGUGGCGAACAUGGAACUGUACUACAAAGCGAUACAGUUCUACCUUGACUACAAGCCGCUACUUCUUAACGACCUACUGCUGGUGCUGGCGCCGCGUAUGGACCACACGCGCGCCGUCAACUUCUUCACCAAAGCCGGCCAUCUGCAACUUGUGAAGGCAUACCUGCGGUCUGUGCAGAGUCUCAACAACAAGGCGGUCAAUGAGGCACUCAAUUCACUACUUAUCGAUGAGGAAGAUUACCAGGGCUUACGAACAUCCAUAGAUGCAUUUGAUAAUUUCGACACAAUUGCAUUAGCUCAACAACUUGAAAAACACGAACUUACUGAAUUUAGAAGAAUUGCUGCCUACCUGUACAAAGGGAAUAACAGAUGGAAGCAGAGUGUCGAAUUAUGCAAGAAGGAUGCUUUGUACGCGGAUGCCAUGGAGUACGCAUCCGAAUCGCGCCAGCCCGAGGUUGCUGAAGAGCUGCUAAACUGGUUCCUCGAGAGAGACAACUACGAAUGUUUCUCUGCGUGCCUCUACCAGUGUUACGACCUCCUGAAGCCCGAUGUUGUAAUCGAAUUAGCAUGGAGGCAUAACAUCAUGGACUUCGCAAUGCCAUUCCUUAUUCAGACUGUUCGAGAGUUAACGACAAAGGUCGAGAAGCUUGAGGAAGCUGACGCGAAGCGCAGCACGGAGAGUGCAGAACACGAAGCCAAACCUGCCAUGAUCAUGGAGCCCCAACUCAUGCUUACUGCAGGCCCGUCGAUGGCAUACCCUGGUGUGCCGGCGCAGGCGUCCCCGUACGCGUACGCCGCACAAGCCCCGUCGCCGGCGCCCUACCACGGUUACGGCAUGUAGGGAACCGCCGCCCCUCACGGCUGGGGGAACUAUGCUCACUUUUGAGCCUCCGUGCCCUCCGCCCACGUGCCGCGCGCCGCCGCCCUACGACAACACUCGACAUCUCCCGCCGUCACUCACCACCGGCGGCCGAGGUGCUGUCGCUCGCGGUCACGUCAGCUCUUUGCACGUGCGACUCCGUUUCAGUGACCUUACCCACAUUAAGUCAUGGGUUCCUUUCCUCGUCGAGGCCUAACGUUCGAGUUUGUUUUUCGGAUUAAAUAUAUUUGUAAAAGAAAGUAUUAUAUUGUAGGCGCAAGUGCAUAGAGACAUGAGAAAAUUUAGCCAUUUGGGGCUACGUAUAUGGAAUAAAAAUGAUUAGCCUGUACAAAUUAUAUUAAUAUAUAGAAAGCUAUGUAACUCUCAUGACUAAAAGUGCUUUAUUUUUAUCAGGCGUGAGAGUGUUCUAGAGAAAUUUAAUCAUGUCAGGGCUUUAGGACGGGUUUUAAAUAGUUAGCAGAAUAGAGUUCCAAGGAGACGAUGUUAUCUACACAAUGAAGUGAUGUGUAAAAUUUAAUUGUCCCUUGGAUACAUAUUACAUCGCCAGUUUUCAUGUAAUGCAAAAUGCAUACAAGCUGAUUAUGUCGAUACAGCGACUUACUAACUACGAUUGUAAAAAGUGUCGUAUCCCGCUAUAUUAAGUGCGAUGGAAUACGUGCGUUCACUCUUUAUCGGCAUUUCUAUAUUCUAAUAAAACAAUAUCUUAAAUGUUAUUAAAAUUGUAAAAUAUAUUAUGUAGUAAGCACAUUCAGAUGUGCGCAUUUCUAAAGUUUUGCCGUCUAGUGUAAUAGCUACGACCAAAUUAAUAGAUUUGUCGUCGAAGCUUAAUUCUCCAGUUAAAUCAAUAGUACACCUAUGUAGAUAGUUGUUCUACUUCGUAAUAAGUCUCUCGAAGAAUAAAAUAAUAUUAUUUUAUCAUUACACACUAAAUCGUUUAUUAUUAUCAUUUCUGUAUUACUCAUUUAUUUUUGUAAAAUAAUGAGUGGUAUUUGUUAUUUUUAUACAAGAAAUAUUAGAUAUUGAAUUGUAACAAUAUAUUGUUUGAUUAGACAGGCCUAGUCUGACUAUACAUUAUAUAAUAGUGCAAUAAAUUAGUGCUGCUCUAACUGCUGUGUUUCAACCGAUACAAAAUAUGAAUGGAAUUCACCCAGCGAAUAUAUAAAUUCUAUUUCUUGUUGUCAAGUUAUAUGUAUAUAAUGCUUACAAUGUAGACGUCGGCACGGCCAGUUGAAAUUAAUCGAAAUUACCACACCGGAUUAUUCGAGUUAAAUAUUAAAUGAAUAUGUCUAGAUAUAUUUUAGGUAUAGUUUAGGUGGAAUAGUUAACGGUACGAUGUUAUUUUUCCGUGUAAUGUACGCCGUGUGCAAUGAUAAGAUCACACGUGUUGCUUAUGUUGCGUUAUUGUAUUUAUCACAUUGAUUGAUGCCUUCAUUAGAUGAUUAAGGUACAAAUUAUGUACUGGCAAGCGUUUCCGGGCCCUCCUCUUAUUUUUUUAAUUAUUAUUAAUAUGAUUGUUUUUACAAUAUUGACAUCCCAGGAAACGCUUUGUCGGCAUAAUGUAGUCCAGUCGACUCCACACAGCGUUACACUGGUGUAACAUUGUGAUUGUGAGUUGUUAUAUUAAUAAAUAAUCAUUGAUGUUAAAUGAUUCAUUCAAAUCAUUCCUAUCAUUAACAAAUUUAAUGAUCAAUAUUGUUAAAAAUUUCUUUGGUAUAAUAUAACAAAUUAAUAACAUAAAAUAGUGAAAAAUUCAUUGUUUAUUAUUAGCAUUGUAUUUAUUCAUGUAUGAUAAUGUUUCCCUGAAUUUUAUUAUAGUAAGAUUAUAUUAUAUGAAUAAAUUA